UUCCCGACCCCUCGCAGGUCUAUGUCGGUUUCGUCUGCCUCCUCUUCACGUUCAGGUGGCCUUGCAGCCUUGGGCGGAUCGAGAGGGCCCGAAGAUCUCGUCGAGACGCUCUACAACCACCCAUCAGUCAAGAUCAUUGCCUUCACCACAAAUCAGCGCAGUUCAUUCAAUCUUUCACCCUCCACCGCCAGCGAUCCUCCACCAGGCACUCUGCCCGCAUCGUCGCAGCUGGAAAGAACAAUUGCAGUCGGUAAUUGCGGCACGGCACUGCAGCCCAUUCUGCCGAAAAGUCAGUGUUGGUGUAUUGAUGAAGGUAACAGCAGGUUCGUACUUCAGGUUCGACGACCGCAGUACUGGAGGAUCGAGCUCCCGACAUCUGAUGCGGACGACGUGCAUCGCGCAUUCAUACUCAGAGAGGUGUUCGACCGGAUAUUGUUGUUCGAGAAAACGGAAUGUCCCUUCGAGAGGAGUUUUACCGUUGAAUUGCCUGAGAGACCGUCGACUCCUGCCAAGAAGAGGCCGUGGACACCAGUGGGAAAGAAUUUGGUCUCAUCACCAUUCGCGUCCGACUUCUCCCCCCCUUCACCCUCGUCUAAGGUAGCUGCCGGCAGACGAAAACGCGCAUCAACUGUAACCACACAGGAGUUGGCAGUGGCAGUAGAGGAGUCCGAGACGAGUACAGACGAAGAACCCGCUCGUCGUGUCGCAAGUACACACACUCCAGAAGCACAGCUCCCUGAGACCAGGAGCGAAAUCAGGAGCACGGCACCAUCGGUCGCUAGCGAAAACGAGUUUGUGGCUGCAGUUGCAGAUGCGAAGAGUUCAGACAACACGCCAGACGAACCCAAAAAUGACAGCUCAGUUCCAGAGUUUCCAGAGGAAGAGCCAGAGUGCUAUUUUGCGCCGCAGACAGCGGAACGUGGAGAGCCAACGUCGCUGCCAUAUGACGUACUAGAGGCAUCUUCGCCGGAAAACGAGGCAAAGGCUUCCGAACAAUUUUCUGCGAGUCCCAAGAGCGAAAGUUGCAGACUGGAGCACAAGAAAGGAACCCAUAACGUUCUCAAGACAUCUACUCAGUCUUCGGCGCCAUUAUCUCAAGAAGAGGCCCAACAUUCGGACGAUACCGGGAUAAACUCGCGACUUGUACCUCAAGCCUUGGAAUCCACACGCACCUUUGUGGCUAGUUUGGUUGCCCCAUCGACAAUGCAGCCGCCUCAAAAAGCCGAGCCCUUGGAGCAGAUGAUUCCCGCCAGGACAAGUGCAUCCACGAUUGUCACGGAGAAGGUGCCGGUGGGCAAGGCUAGAAGUGGCACUGAGGUCCUGUUGGCAACAGCGCAACCCUCAGAACAACAUGUGGGAACCGAUGGGAAUGAGGAUGCCCCCCCGGUUCCGUCUACUGCCGAAGAGAUAUUUGGCGAUCUCGACGACGGACCGUCAUCGUACGAAGGAUCUGGCGGUCAAGUGACGGGUGUGAAUCUCAAAAUGAAGAAAAUGAGUCGUAUGCUGGCUGGUCGCUCUGUAAGCCUACCACCACAGUUAACACUAAUCACGGCACCUCCUAUAAAAGCCCAGAAACCGGCAAAACAAUCACCUACAUCUUCAGUCGCGCUGGUAGCAGCUUCAAGUGAGUCGGGGAAUGCGUCACCCGUAGGCUCUACCGACUCUUUUCACAGCGUUCAGUCAUGGCAUAGCCCAAUCACUCCACUCCCCCUAUCGCCACCAAUCUCACGGCCUGAAUCGCCUGCUUCAUUCCCAUACCCCCAUGACGACAUAUUGAUUCCCGCACGCCAAUUAAGUCUAAGAUCUGUCUCAGAGCUUGCGGUAACGCCCAAUACCGAUGCCACUUUCGUUCCAAGCUCAGCAGGAACUGAUACGGACGAGACGGCCUCACCAGUGCCACGUUCCCCUGCCGACUCUAAACCCGCCAGCCCUUUGUCGGUCGAGGCACCUCGACGUCCCAGGACAAGUCACUCGUGCGCUGCGGAUGAACGAUCAGCCAUCCGCAACCGUGCUAGAGAUAAUCUUUCCAUCAGCCGACGUGCCCUCUCGCCCCUACCAUCGGCCGCGAACCUGUUCUCGCCUCAAGGUCGCCGGCGCCCGGCAACCCGUGUUGAAACGGUCCGAAAACUACCUAGCGCCAUCAUCCAUAAAACGGUUGAAAUCCUACUAAGCCCGCCAGGCCAUCUCGUUAAUCUCAUGCUGAAAGUCGCUGCUAAGAUCGCGGCGGGCGAAUGGCGCGGCCUCGUUUUCGGGUUUGGCGAGGGGGGCGAGCAGAUACCUGUGCAUUGGGAUUACUCCGAUGGCGAGUUUAGCAGUUGGGGCGAUGACGAUGAUUACAACUUUUCGAUGGGUCGAUUUGCGCGACAAGGGAGUACGAGCAGCAUGCCAAGAGCCACGCGUCGCAGUCCCGUGGGCUCACCUGAGGAGGACAGUCGCAGCUGGGAGGUUGAUUAAGCGACACAUCGCGAACACUUUAGACUGUCGAUAGCAUCAUGAAUAGCUCGGGAACAGCUGUACCAUUACUCUCUGCUUUUGUCAGAUUUUUGUUUGUUCUAUUUUCCAAUUUUGGUCGGCUGGCAGCAUUGAUUUUCUAGGAGUUGAAAGGGGGCCCAGUUAACGUCACUAUGCAACGCCGUAGGCAUGGAUUGUCUAGGAUUUGGAUACGGAUGGGGAUUCCCGAUUUUAUUCCUCCCGCUCGCCAGAAGAACAGUUGUACGAUUGAUGCCGGGAACUAUGAGACAUGUCAGUAUAUCACAAUAACUGAGACUUACUUGUCCCAGCGGGGCAAAUGACUGGCAACUCGUUGCUGCAAAAUAUAUAAAACUAAUAACGU
Pseudomassariella vexata is the source of this 2833-nucleotide messenger RNA. Its product is annotated as inheritance of peroxisomes protein 1-domain-containing protein. The transcript is spliced from 2 exons. Gene Ontology annotation, cellular component: extrinsic component of intraperoxisomal membrane. Gene Ontology annotation, biological process: peroxisome inheritance. The record is from RefSeq and is a predicted model, not a curated record. Lineage: Eukaryota; Fungi; Ascomycota; Sordariomycetes; Amphisphaeriales; Pseudomassariaceae. Bases 22 to 2454 code for a protein of 810 amino acids.